Molecule: messenger RNA, 198 nt
Organism: Clunio marinus
Lineage: Eukaryota; Metazoa; Arthropoda; Insecta; Diptera; Chironomidae
Source: the annotation of a GenBank genome assembly
AUGUUUCUCCCGGCAGACUCUUUGGCUCGCAAAAAUAUCUCAUCGCCGUCACAUACUCCACAUACAUUGUACGAAUUUGAGACGAAUUUUCACCAUCCCACAAUGGUUGUUUUCAACGAAAUUUCAGCUUCAGUUAAAGUAAAAGCAAUUAAAGAAAUAAGAUGGCAAUUAGUGUACGCUUCUUAUGAACAAAAGUGA